Messenger RNA from Orbilia oligospora ATCC 24927, 1227 nucleotides. RefSeq lists its product as uncharacterized. Gene Ontology annotation, biological process: transcription elongation by RNA polymerase II. Bases 1 to 1227 code for a protein of 408 amino acids. Lineage: Eukaryota; Fungi; Ascomycota; Orbiliomycetes; Orbiliales; Orbiliaceae. The record is from RefSeq and is a predicted model, not a curated record. The transcript has 2 exons. Gene Ontology annotation, molecular function: chromatin binding; RNA polymerase II complex binding. Gene Ontology annotation, cellular component: Cdc73/Paf1 complex.
AUGGCAUCAAGGCCCACCUCCUCAUCGGGGAGGCCGAGCGGCCAGGAGCGCAAAUAUCACCAAGACUUCAUCACCCGAAUACGAUAUCAAAACCAUCUCCCAGCCCCCCCACAACCUCCCAAGCUUCUCGAAAUUCCAAACAAUGCUGCAACUGAAUACACAAGCGCCAAUUUUGCCUCGAGAUUGGUGCGAGAACAGCCUCUCAAUAUCGAAGUAGACUCGGAACUAGGAAUGCCAAUCGAUUUACUACCGUUUGGGCCAGACGUAUUCUCAUCUCAACUCCCACUCGCCUAUGCCGCUCUUCGAGCUCCAGAAGUCCAACCCAAAGUCCACCCAAGCGACCAACUUCUUCUCCGUCCCAUCUCCGCCCUUGGAAAACCUAGCCAUGCUAAGGCCGGUGUAUCCUUCCUUCGUCGUACAGAAUACAUUGCCAACGAAGCCUCCCGCUCCACCUUCCAAUCUACAACAUCCCGUGAACUCAUCGAAAAUAUCACAAAACACGCAAAGCGUACCAUCAAAAACACCACCAAUGAUCCCGUUGCCAUGUUACAAGCCGUCAUCAAGGGCUUUGAUGUCGCCAAUCCGCCAUCAGGUAAAACCUGGGCAUUGCCGAAACAUCCCACAAAGUCAAAUGUGAAGGCCGUAAACUCCUGGCCAGUACUCCCAGAUCUAGACGCUCACCCUGACGGUCUCGGUUACGUUAUCGUCAAGUUAUCCACAAACCCAGUCGCCCAGUCCAACACCCGAGACCCAGGGCUAGAUUACGCUCUCCUCCGACCCUGGAACGACGAUGGCGCACCCGAAGAUUCGAAGUUUCAUUACUACCUCCCGGACGGCAAGAGUGUCUCUGGGGCGGUAAAACGAAAGUAUGAUGAUGCUGACACAUCAAACGAAGAUUACACCCACACCUCGGCCGAAGGCCGCAAAUUCUACCGCUUCAAACGCCUUAGAGCGUACGAAUACGUCGUCCCACCCGAAGUUAUGAAAGAUACUUAUCGCGAGGUGGUCCUCGUAAUGCGUGGAGGAAAGGGCGAAGAGGACAAAGGAAAAGGAGCAUUCUUCUCGCCAAUCUUCCAAAGAAACAUUCUAAGACCGAUGAGAACGAAGGAUGUUGAUGACAGUGAGGCGAACAAGGCGGAUAUCGCCGAGGUGAAGUUUAGAGACUUAUUGCCAGAGGAGGACGAGCGAAUACAAGAGCAAGUUGGAUUGUUGACGGAGGGAGAGUAG